CUCUCUGCUUCCCUUAUCUUCCCCUGCCCACAGCACCACCAUCAGCCAUAAUUAUAUGAACUAACCAACGAAGGAAUCCACCGAACCUUUCUUUCUCCUUUUUCUUUUUGUUCAUAUUUGUAUUCGACGACAACGCAAACUCGCAGCCGCCAAAUUUUACUCCGCCGUUGAAUUCUUCCUGUUCUAGUCGUCUCUCUCCAAAACAAUUUUUCUCUCUGCUCCAUCAGCAAUGGACUCUUUCUUCCCCCUGCCACUGAGAUAGGAAGACGGAGCAGAAUACUAUGGACGGCGAGGAUCCUCCCUCCUCCUCCGGAACUCCCCGCAAGACCCUUCUCCGAUCAGCCACCUGGACCUCCCGCUCGAUUUCCAACCCUAACCCUAACCCCAAUCCCCAACCCAGCCGGCCGCCCAAACCCGGCCGCCUCGCGCUCCCUCCUCCCCCACCCCUCGCCGCUUGGCCCUGCCCCGCCUCCGACGACUCCGGCCACUGGCCCGCCACGCCCUCCGCCUCCUCCACUCCUGCCGCUGCUGCUGCGGACGACGGCGACGGCGACGUCUCCCGCGUUGACGACCACGUCUACCUGGGUGGCGACUCGGUGGCACGUGACCGCGCGGCCCUCCGCCGCCACGGCAUCACCCACGUGCUCAACUGCGCCGGCGCCGCCUGCCCCGACCACUUCCGCGGCGAGCUCGCCUACCGGACGCUGUGGCUCCGCGACUCUCCCGCUGAGGACCUCGCCCCAGUCCUCUACGAUGCAUUUGACUUCCUCGAGCGCGCCCGUGCCGCCCCACGAGGCCGCGCUCUCGUCCACUGCCGCCGCGGCGCCUCCCGCUCCGCGGCCCUUGUCGUCGCCUACCUCAUGUGGCGCCGCGCCCUCCCCUUCGACGACGCCCUCCGAGCUGUCCGCGCCGUCCGCCCCUCCGUCGACCCCAACCUCGGCUUUGCCGCUCAGCUUCUCCGCUGCCAGCGACGCGUCCACGCCCUCCCCCCGACCCCCGGCUCCGCCGCCCUCCGCGCCUACCGCAUGGCCCCCCAGUCCCCCUAUGAUCCCCUCUACCUCGUCCCCAAGUCCGUCGACCUCAGCUCCACCGACGGCGCAAGCAUCCUCGAUUCCCGAGGCGCGUUCGUCGUCCACGUGCCCUCCGCCAUUUACGUCUGGCUCGGCCACUGCUGCGGACCGUCCAUGGCCACCGCUGCCGCCACCGCCGCGCUCCAGGUCGUCCGCUACGAGCGUGCCGAGGGUCCUAUCAUCACCGUCAACGAGGGUUCCGAGCCUGCAGCAUUCUGGGCCGCCCUCACUGACGAGCCCCUAUCCGCCGUUCCGGAAGAGAUCGUUGGAAAUAGGAGAGUGGAGCUUUAUGAUCUCGACUACGACAUCUUCCGCAGGGCUACGGCGAGAGCUAGAGCGGCACCACCACUCUCGAAGAUGUGGACAGGUCCCGAGACGAUAACCCCUGUGAAGGAUAGUGGUUGGUGCCGCUUGAGGCGCAAGUUCGCAAGCAGGGACUGGAAGGAUAUAAUAAAGGCAGUGGUGGAGCGCAGGAGUCUUAGAGAGGAGGAUCUGCGGGCAAGAAAUGCAGUUCGAUCUCCAGGGUCGUUCUCGGUUGAGUCGAGCACCACACCAUCAUCCUCGUCAGCUGAUUCUGCUUCGGUUCUGUCUACCUUCUCACCAAACUCGUCAUCUUCCUCAGAUUGGAACAAUUUGUCACCGCCAAGGUCGGAAUUGCAUAGGGCCUCACAAACUGAGCUGAAUCCGGAGUUGCAAUCUUCAAGUUCUGGAAAUGUGAAGGGGAAGGAUUCGAGAUCAUUAGCUGAACGCAGGGGUGGCAAUGCUCCUUCUCUGUUUCUAGUGCCAUCAGCCGGUGAUACCGAAGGAAGGCUCUCUUCAACAGAUAUUGUGAGGGACUGGUGCCUGUCUCCUCCUUUUAUUUCUGAAGUGGAAGAAUACCAAGAAACAUUUGAUUUAGAGCGACGACUCUCAUUAGGUGCUUCUGAUCCGGACGAUGAAGCAGAAGAUGAAACUUAUUGUGCUGAUGAGCAUAACCAAUUAAUUCAUCCGGUUCUUUUUAGGUGGCCAGAUAUGGAUAAAGUGGAAGAUGUUCACCCUGGUGUCCUCGACUCUGAAUCAAUAUUCUUGUUGUUAGCAUCAGAAUCAAAAUUGGGUUCGAGAAAACCAAUGAUGAAGAAAAUAUAUGUGUGGUUAGGACGAGAUAGUAGGAAUGAAGUUGGUAGAGGGAAUGAAGAAGAUGGGCAUAUAUAUUUGGAUAGGGCUGGCACUGAGUUUUUUGGUCGCAUGGGUACUCCAAUGGAUACUCCUGUACAGAUAAUUCGAGAAGGCCAGGAACCAGAGCAGUUUUUGAAUCACAUCUUUUCAUUCCACCAGGCUACAGAAAGCAGUCAUAGCUGAGGAUAACUGAGAACUACUAGGAAAGAUCCAACCUUCCUUUCAAGCAUGCCCAACUCACUAAUCCUUAAGUUAUGGAAGUUUUUCUUUGCUUUGUUUUCAUUUACCAGGGCAACAGUGUUAUACCAAGUGCAACCAGUUAAAAAUCAUCAGCCAUCACUAAAUGUGUGAAUGGAGCUGGCCAUUCAGGAAUAACAAGAGAAAUAAUUUCAAGUGAAAAUAUAUUGCAUCCUGUGCUUUUUUGUGCAGGUUACUAACAAGAUAUGUCACUUAGUGGAACUGCUGCUUCAACGUUGACUAAGCAAGGUAUGCAUACUUCCUCCCAUGGUCACUCUGCUAGUGGAAACCUGGUUGAGCCAAAGAUAGCAGUGUCGGGAGUUCUUUUCAGUUCCUAUGGAUCCUAUUCCUCCCUGCCUUGAAUUAGAUCUCUGCUGUCACAUUCCAGAUUUAGUCCCAAAUUGAGUUGCUGUUAUAGGAGUAGGUGGAUUUAGUUUCUACCAUAUUAACUCUACUGCACAUUGUGUGUCAGACUAACAUUGGAAAGUUCAUGUGGUUUUACUCCGCAAACCAGAAUACACUAGAGAAGUUCAUCAAUAAUGAGUUAUUCUUGUUGUGAGGUAGGAGGAAGUUUGAUUCCAAAUCACUGUUGCGUGAUGUUGGAUCAAUUUUUAACCUUCUUAACAAAAAAAAAAAAAAA
Molecule: messenger RNA, 3102 nt
Organism: Musa acuminata subsp. malaccensis (wild Malaysian banana)
Lineage: Eukaryota; Viridiplantae; Streptophyta; Magnoliopsida; Zingiberales; Musaceae
Product: protein-tyrosine-phosphatase MKP1
Biological process (GO): protein dephosphorylation
Molecular function (GO): actin filament binding; protein tyrosine/serine/threonine phosphatase activity
Source: RefSeq, a predicted model, not a curated record